AUGGUUGCAAUUUUUCAGAAUGAUGAAAAAUGUUUACAAGGUCAGUGUUAUGUCCAUGUGUGUGAAGAUCACAGCUUAAGUCCCACAUGGAUUACUGGAAAAGAUUGCUCAAGUUUACUUCCAACAAAAGCUGAUGUUUUUGUUUGUGAAGAAUUUACUGGCUCUUCUUUUGGAUAUUUGAGAAGUUUUGAUUGCAUUAGUCUUAUUGGACCAAGAUGUGUACUUGACUGUCUGGCUGCCGAUAUUUUAAUUCCAAAGAGCAAAUUUCCAUUGUUCACUUUGGCGAUGCGAGACCUAGUUAUAACAACAACUGGCUUUUCGGAACCAGAAAAGACAUUACUUGCUGAAAAAAUUCAAUACAUGGGUGGUAUAUACUGCCCUGAAUAUCGCCAGUCUGUCACUCACGUAGUUGCAAAUCAUCUCUGCAGGGCAAAAUAUGAGAAAGCUGUGGAAAAUUGUAUUCCUGUGAUGAGAGAGCAAUGGGUAGAGGCUGUAUGGCAAGCUAGCAAGAAACGCAAUGUACAUGCAAAUGAUGAAGAAUUUCACCAAUACAAAUGUCCAGUAUUCUAUAAACUAGUGGUUACAUGUUCUCAGAUACCCCGAAAGCAAAAAGAUGCUCUAAAAUCCAACAUUAACAAAAAUGGAGGAGAAUUUUGUGGAGAACUUGAAGCAGGUCGUACUAAUGUGCUUAUAGUAUCCAAACCCUAUGGUGAUAAAUUUACUCAUGCAAAUAUAUGGAAAAUUCCGUGUGUGACUCCAGAGUGGGUUACAGAAAGCAUUUCUAAAGGGCAUGCUUUACCAUUAGAGAAAUUUGCUCUAGUUCGCUGUGAUCCAAAAUGUUCGACUCCAGAGCACAGUACUGAUACAACUGGUUUGCCAGACAUCUCUGCUAGUAUAAUAAAUGUUCCAACAUCACAUGUGAAUGAAACUGUGUCACUAGAUUGUACUAAAACUCCUGCAAAAACUCCCGUUAAAACACCUGUUGGAAACACUUCAAUGAUAGCUGUGAAUCACCUAGAAUCACCUAAGAAAGACAAACACUUGCAAUUAAUAAACAAAAUAAAUGUAUCAGAUGUCAAGAAAGCAGGUGUAUUUCUGGAUGGUUGCAAUAUUUAUUUAUCUGGAUUCAGCCCAGAGUACACUGAGAAAAUUAGAAAAAUCAUUAAUAGUGGAGGUGCAACUAGAUUUAAUGAAAUAUCGGAUUCAGUUACUCAUGUCAUUGUGGGAGAUUUUGUUCAAUCUGAUAUAAGGGUACUAAAAUCUCUAGGAUCAAGGAUACAUGUUGUAACUGUGGAAUGGUUAAUUGAAAGUAUACGUUUACGAAGUACAGCUCCAGAAGAUAAGUUCUCUUGUUUAGAUGAUUUACCAUCCCCAAUUGAAUUUCAGUCGCCACUUAGCAAAAAGGGCUUGCUUGCACUACAUUCUCAAAAUAAAAAACAUGUUCGUUCAAUUGAUAUGGGAAUUACAUUUUCAAUUGCUGGUUACACUGCUGUUGACACAAAGGAGAUUGAAAGACUCAUAUCUACUGCUGGAGGAAAAGUGGUAGCUCGAAGGUUCAAGGGAAUUCCUGAUUAUGGGGUGGUCCCUGUUCAAGGAGCUGUCUUGUUUCACACUACCACGGAAAUUGUAACACAUUUGUGGUUGGAUGACUGUGCUGAUGAAGGAAUGCUUCUACCUCUGAAAUACUACCAUCAGCCAGUGAAUUUCGAUGUAGAAGCCAAACCACUUUCUGGGUGUGUGAUAACCACAACAUCAUAUAGUGGUGCUGAAUUGCGUUUCAUUACAGAAUUGUUGGAGGGUUUAGGAGCAGUACAUCAGUCAAUGAUGGCUCGAAUCAAUCGCCCUGCUGAUAACUUGCUUGCGACAAGUCACCUGAUAUGUCCCAUUGAUACAGACCUCACAACAAGUCGUAAAUACAAAGCUGCUUGCAAGUGGGGGAUUCCAUCAGUCUGUCAUAAUUGGCUUUUAUCUUGUGCUAAAGAAAAUAAACGUAUUAAUGAGCAAGAAUAUUUAGUUUCUCCUGACUCACAUGAUUCAUCUGUGGUGAUUGCAAGAACUCCUCAAGGUGUGAAACGGAAAUUUGCUGAAGACCACACUGAAUCCAAAAUUGAAGCACCAGCAAUCAGUAGUACUAUGUGUGCACCACAGAGUGCUUUUCAUCAAGGCACAACUGCAUCAACAACUCCUGUUGCUUUAAAAACCCCAGUUUCCUGUGCUACUCCUGAUGAUGUUCCUUACACUACUCCCCGGUCUCCAGGAGACAUCCCAACUCCAGAAACACCAUAUGGGAGAGUGUUUGUAGAAAAUCCUUCUCCGAAAACCCGAAAGAUGUGGAAGAAAUGGAUCGAUAGGUGGCCAGAAGAACCAGAAUUUAAACCUCCUCCUCCUAAAGAGCGACGGAAGAGUACCCCAAUGGCAGAACUGAUUCAUAGAUGUUGGCAGAAAUUUGCCCAUGAACCUUACAUGAAAAGUUUCCAUACCAAUAAUCAAGAUGGCAGUCAGAUCGAGGAUCUAGAUGACCAGGCUGGACCUUCUGGUGCUGACUGCAGGUCCUUGAACAACUCGUCAGUUGACCCAAAUCAGGAGUUGCAUCAAAUCCUAGAUUCUGCUUCAAAAGCUAGCAAAGAAUCUGAUACCGAUAGCCUCUCAACUCCUCGCUCCCAUUCCGCUAGAAACAUUGCAAGAGCUCCUGAAAGUUUAGAUCUUUGCACAGAUCUGGUUGAAUGGGUAGAUCCUGUGAUUUCCAAUCAACAAAAACCAACACCUGUGUUCCUACUUACAUCAAUUGAUAACCGAGAGCAGUGUGAAGAAAUGAUACGGUCAUUAGGAGGAAUUGUUUGCUCCCCUCAGAUAUCUGUAUCGAAUUCAGUAUCAUUUGAACAAAAUGCUACUCACUUGUUAUGUCAACAACCAUCAAGAAAUGAAAAGGUAUUGACAAGUAUUGCAGCUGGAAAAUGGGUUUUGGAGAAACUCUAUCUUGAGGACAGCAAAAGGGAAGGACAUUUCUUAAAUGAGGAGGAUUAUGAAUGGGGAAAUCCAAAAGCUUCCUACUUGCAGAAAUUAUUGAAGCCAGGUUCCUUAAAUGAACAGCUGGCAAAGGCAGUAUAUCGAUGGCGAUGUAAAAUUCAGAUUACUGGGAAGAAAGCUUUUCAUGGCAUGAAAGCUAUCAUUUGUUCAUCAAAAGAAAAGGCUGAAUUAUACAAAAGAAUUGUUAUUGCUGGUGGUGGAGAAGUUUUAAAUAUCAGCCCUCCGUUUAGUGAGCCAGGCUGUGCAACAGUGUGUAUUCUAGAGCUAGCAAAAGUGCAACACCGAGUGGAUUUACAAACAUUAGUGGACAAAAAAGUGCCUUGUGUUCCUCCUUUAUAUUUGAAUGAUUACCUAAUAUCUGAUCCACCUCCAGAUGUUAUGGAUUGCUUAAUUCCAGAAUACAGGGCAUUACAAUAAGAUGUUUUUUUACUUUCAUAAUUGCAAUCUUGUAGAUUGACUGUUUAUAAUUAAUUAUUAAUUAUAUUUAUUUUUGUUUUAGUGCAUUUUUCAGAAGUAUGUUUAUAUAUAGGCAAUGUACAUUUUUUAUUUGUAUAUUUUAGAGAAUAAUAAAUUAUUAAAGCAUGAUCCUUUUUUUAAAUUAUGUGAUACAGUAACAAACAUUGUGCUUUGAAUGGAUUUUGGUUUUGUAAUAUAUUUGUUCAAAAUUAUUCCA
Messenger RNA from Gryllus bimaculatus (two-spotted cricket), 3700 nucleotides. Lineage: Eukaryota; Metazoa; Arthropoda; Insecta; Orthoptera; Gryllidae. The record is from the annotation of a GenBank genome assembly.